AUUGGGCGGCACCAGGAGUUGGUGUAGUACCUUCUGUAAGCGUCAGAUGGAGAACAUGAGGCGGGUGUCUGCAGCUGCCUGUGGGCUGGGAGCGGCAGGAAGUUAGUCCGGCAUGAUCACUGGUAACGGCUGGUUCUGUCAUUGGAUGUCACUGUAGGAAGCGAUCACCAAUGACCAGUUUAUACGGUUGCAGGCUCUAGUGGGAUCGAACAAGAUGUUUGAAGAUCACUGACAACUGUAACUGUGGAAAUGGCCACAUCUGAGUCCAGUUCUCCGGAUUCCUCUUUAUCAAUUUCUUCACUCUUGGCCAGUUGCAGCCUUGAAAGCAGUAAAAACUCCUCUCGCUCAGUGAUUUCUGUUCAGUACAAGGACAAAUUGUAUAGUUCUGCAAGCAAAGCAUUGGAUGCAUAUAUCAAUGACUUUGAUGAAAGUCUUACGUCCCCAAAUGCCAGUACUGGAAAAAUUACAAUCCGCACAUCUGUGAUCCGCCAUCGAACUAAAAAGAAAGUGUCUAAAAAUUAUUCUGAAGUGACGAGGAGGAAUCACCUUUCUUCAACAAGGAAGCACGUGUCCAGUGACCCAGAUCUACUCAGCCUCACUACAGAUGACUUGCUGUCUUUUCCGUCAGACGGGUCCUUACCAUUGUCACAGUCCUACCACUAUGAGCAACGUUUUUUGGGAAAUGAGCGGAAAAGGCACGGACCACAUUCCAAUAUGCACACCCCUCUGCGGACGUUGCAACAAGCUGCAUCGCUAAACCAAAGGACUAAGCUUAAUUUUCAUAAAACGCCUGAGCAUAACGGUUUUACAGAUGCAUUAUACAGAGGAUCCAAAAAGGAGCACGCUCCUUAUAGAACUGAAAGAGAAAACAAACCUCUGUUUUACAGUCAGACAGAAGCUCCUUAUUCCUUGAAAGAAACUGCUACACAUGAUUUGUCAAAGUCCUAUCCAAGGUGGUUAACAAGCCACAAGUCAGAUUUGAGCAUGUCUGGUAUCACAAGUGUACCUGACGUUAAAUACCCUGUAUGGCUAAGAGACUAUGGCCUGCUGUCUGAUUCAGAUAGUAUUACAAAGUGUGAAACAUUCAAGUCCAAUAACCAUUGCAGUUUCCCACAAACCUCCCAUAAGCACGAGUCUUUGGGUCUGCAGUCCAAUACCCGCGUCCCAAACAUGCACAGUCAUGAAGAAAUAAAAAAACGUACAAAGAAGGGACAAACUUAUCACAGUGAUUUGGAUAUUUAUGAACAUUUAAGUAGUAAUGCCACUGACCUACUUCUUCAGAAACCAGAACACACACUUGACGUUUCAAGAAAAAAGAGCCAGAACCCUUUGAAAAAUAAUGUGAGUCCUCGGACUGAAGAUGUGCUUGGGGCAGAGAGAUCAUGGGAAAAACUUCCUUUUACACUUAAAUCUCCUGUCCCUGUUUUAUGUGAAGAGGAUCAAACUCUUGAAGCUUCUACAAAAUCAAAUCUGGUUAAUAAUUUUCUCAAUGAUUGCCUUAAAAAUGAUGAUCAAAUUAUGACAAGUACGUUCUCUGGAGGAAACCACCAUGGUUCUGUUGAAGCUCUGAAGCACAUGCUGUUCAACCUGCAAACAUUUCAACAAACCUUAAAUCAGUGCAAAACCACAGCCCAGGUGGAUGACUUUGAAAAAAUUUCUAAAGAAGCUGAUUCUCAUUUGUUGGAUUUUGAUCAAGAAAUGUCUCCUGUUAAUAGAUCUCUACAAAAGGCUUUACUUCAUUUAUCAAGGCUUAAAGAGCUCGUGGGGGACAGCAGCAUUAAACCAGAGCUGGAUAAAGAAAAGAAACAAGAAGUAUAAAACACUUUUAUAUGUGGAUAUUAAACAUUGUAAUUUAUUAAAAUUGUAUAUUGUAAUUUUUGUGUUAUCGAAUUCUCUUUCACUUGGUUAUAUUUUUAUACAAGUACUAAAUAUUAUUUUGUUAACCUUAAAUACAUAAAGGCAAAGAACAUUGACAUAAA
Messenger RNA from Bombina bombina (fire-bellied toad), 1979 nucleotides. It is a transcript of the gene C2H18orf54, whose product is annotated as chromosome 2 C18orf54 homolog. The record is from RefSeq and is a predicted model, not a curated record. The transcript is spliced from 8 exons. The coding region runs from base 250 to 1818 and encodes 522 amino acids. NCBI's taxonomy places the organism in Eukaryota, Metazoa, Chordata, Amphibia, Anura, Bombinatoridae.